CACUGGUGACAGCUUAUGUCAACUUCUUUUUCUUGAUCCCGGUUCUAAUUAUGGCUCCACCACAGCCCAAGGCGGCGGCAAAGGCCCCCGCAGCCCCUGCGGGCGGAGUCCAGAAGGCCAAGGUUGGCAAACCGAGGAAUUAUGACUUGGGAAACGGUGUCGUUAGAUUCUCCAAGAGCAAAAUGUUCCACAAGAAGGCUAAGUACAAGUUCAUUGGCAAGAAACACCCAAAGGCACCCAAGCCUAAAAAGCCCGCAGUUGUGGUGAAGCCCAUUGGAGGUGAAAAGAAUGGAGGCACCCGUAAAGUUCUGCUCCGCAGCAGAAGGUCCUUUUACCCCACUCAGGACAAGAUUCGCACUCGCUCUCACCACAAGACCUUCAGCAAGCACAUCAGAAGGACACGCCCCAACCUCACCGUGGGUACCGUCUGCAUCCUGCUGGCAGGCAGACAUUCAGGCAAGCGUGUUGUGCUUGUUGGUAUCCUGCCCAGUGGCUUGUUGCUUGUGACUGGACCAUUCGCUUUCAACUCGUGUCCACUACGUCGUAUUCCCCAACGGUACGUGAUCGGCACCAGCACGAAGGUGGAUCUCGGUGACUUCAAGCUACCAGCACACCUUGAUGACACCUACUUCAAGAAGAAUAAGAAGAGCACCAAGCGCAGCGUAAAGCGCAAGCAGGGUGACGACAUCUUCGCAACCAAAAAAGAGAAAUACGUUCCAUCUGAACAACGCAAGUCAGACCAAAAGCUUGUGGACGAGGCAGUGAUCAAAGCCAUCGGCAAACGCACAGACAAGAAAGUGCUCAGAGGAUACUUGAAGGCAGCCUUCGGUCUCCGCUCAAGCCAGUUCCCUCACCGUCUGCGCUUUUAGUUAACUCCAAUAAAAUACUUUGACUAAAA
Messenger RNA from Vanessa atalanta (red admiral), 898 nucleotides. RefSeq names its product 60S ribosomal protein L6 (gene RpL6). Lineage: Eukaryota; Metazoa; Arthropoda; Insecta; Lepidoptera; Nymphalidae. Gene Ontology annotation, biological process: cytoplasmic translation; ribosomal large subunit assembly. Gene Ontology annotation, molecular function: structural constituent of ribosome; RNA binding. The coding region runs from base 51 to 869 and encodes 272 amino acids. The record is from RefSeq and is a predicted model, not a curated record. The transcript has 6 exons. Gene Ontology annotation, cellular component: cytosolic large ribosomal subunit; ribosome.